AUGGUAAAGAACAAAAAAGCACAGUCCUCAAAUGAUGAUCAUCCGGUGAAUGAAUUAUUGGAUGAGCUCAAUCCCCACAAACUUCCUCAGGCAAUAGAUGAGCCCCACAUUGAUGCAGAAUCAUCUCAGACUGAACCCUGUACUUCAGACUCUGUGCAGGAUUCAUCUGAAUAUAUUGGACCUUUUCUGUUGGAUCCUUUCUUUCCAAGUUUUUUAGACUCUUUGGAAGAGGAAGAAGACUGUGAAAAUACUACUGAUGUUACAACUCCUCCAGCUUUGCAGUUUAUCAAUGGCAAACCACAAGUGACAAGUGCACCUAAAAGCACAAAAGCUGAGGAAGCCAGAAGUGACCAAAUUGAAAGUGUUGCACAUUCCAAAAAUGUAACCUUUUCACAAAUCAAUGAAACAAAUACAUUUAUAAUAUCUGAAAGUGAUGCUUCUGAUACAAGGCAAUCGGGCAAAGCUGGAGAAGUAACAGGGGUGUUUGAAGUUACACAGCCGACAGCAGAUGUUGCAAUGUUAGAACCUGUAUAUAGUGGUGAGUCAGAAAUUGCCACAACAGAUAAAUCAGUAGAGAUUACUUCUUCAUAUGACCAUUCUCUACAAAAAGGUAAAUCGACUGUAACAUGGCACAGAAUGGAUAAGACUUCUACUGAAGACACAAAAAACUUGCUCUUGGUUACAAGUGAAUCAUCUGGAGAUGGCUCUACUGAAUCUGAUUUGUCUAAUUCUAUAUUCUCAGAAACAGUAAGAAUAUCAAGAAAGGAAGAUGAUGAAAAAGAAAUAGGUAUAACUUCUGCUCCUAAUGCAGUUACAGUGGAAAGUUCUGCUGUAACUUCUCCAUUAGAUGCAGUUUUUGAUACUGCUACUGUUCGCAUAGCUGUGAAGGACCUUAAUCCUGAAGAGGUUACCUCUGUUCCAGGAGAUCGUUAUAAAUCAACUGUUAAACUUGAUGCACAGUCCUCAGUUGAAGGUGUUCUGGAAAUGAGAAGUCAUACAGAAAGGCCCAAGAUAAGUGCUUCUUCAUUUAUAGUUACUGAAGGCUCAGGAGAUGUAGAAGAAGAAAUCACUAUCGCUUCAGCAAUGACAAUAGAAACAGCAGUAACUGAAAGUCUUUCUAUGAAAGAUAUUUCUUUGGGCUCUGGCACAAUACUGCCAACAAAAAAGUCUGUAACAGUUUUGGGAAUCGCCUCCUCUUCGGCUAGAGGCACAACCAGUCCUCCUUCUGCUUUUGAUCAAAAUUCUGGAGUAACUGUUCCCACAAAGUAUGUACCUGAGUUUAUUACAGAAAAAGUAGUUGUGAGCUCUAUAUUAACUGUAAAUAAAACUGAAGAUGAAAAAGAAAUACCUACCACUGCUUAUUCAGCUAAGAAAAAUUCAGCUUCUGUUGUUGAGGGAAAAUCAGAGUUGAAUGAAAUUGAAAGCACUACUAAUGAUGUCAGAACUCUAAGUCAGGAGCCCACCACUUUCAGAGAAACAGUACCAGGCACAAAUAUUGUACAUUCACAAAUUAAAAAUGUUACUACCAUUCCUCUCAUGAAAGAGAAGAGGCCUUUCAUAAGUGAAGGAUCAGCAGAAGAACCAGCUGACAUAUUUUCAGGGGGUCCCACAAGAAAAGUGGUAAGUACUGACUCCCCACUUAUUGAUCCAGGUUCUGGAGAUAUAGAUAAUAUCAUUGAGUCUGCUACUUUGACUUCAGUUUCACCAAGGUUUAUAGCUGAAACACAAACAGAAAAGCAGGAAGGAAAUGUUUACAGCAUAGAUGCUUCAUUGAAGAGCACAACUUCAGAAUAUGAAGAACGUACAAGAAGUGAUAAAUUAGCAGUAUCAGUUUUAAGUACUGGGUCAGAUGACUUGAUGAAGGAAGCUGACGUAGCAAGUCAGAUGUCCCAGAAUAUUUUUAGUACAGGAAAUCCAGGAGAACUAAAACAGGAAGCAGAAGCAACUUAUACAGUGCCUUCUCAGGAAAAAUCUAGUCCUGGUUCUAGAGAAGAGGUGACAUCUCAUGUUACAUCAGGAGAUCAACCUGAAUAUUUACAAAUGGGUGAGGUCACAUCGUCUCCAGAAUAUGUGGUUAAGAACAACCCCCCUGGAAUCACGGUGACGCAUGGUAUUGGCAGUAUAAAAGCAGUAGCUGAAUCUACAGAAAGCAAAAAUGAAAAAGAUGGUUCUUCAACUGUCUCUUUAGGCAAAAUUUUCCUAAUGGAACUUGGCUCUGGAGAAGAAUUUAAAGGUGACAGCAGCAUCUCAAAACUAAUAUCUAAUGGACGUGCUGAAAAAAUAGUUGUAACUAAUUUCUUAUUUACUGAUCAAGGAUCAGGAGAAGCAGAGGCUGUCACUGAAUCAUCUGCAAAGAUAACAACUUCACCAACUAGCAGAGCAGAAAUACAGGAGAAUUAUGACAAAGAAGUGGUAAGGAUAUCAUCUGUAGAUUAUGCCUUCCCUACUCAACCUGUUACAAGUACUGAACAUGAAGUAACUACACUGAAAAUUGUAACAGGCAUAAAAAUGGAAGAGAAUGUGUCAGUUGAUGAAGUGAUGACAAGAGAUUUUAUUACACAUUUUCCUUUGGAGAAAGACACACAUUCUGGGGAGAAUAGGCUAAUCUCAUCAAAAGCUACAGAAUCUUCUGAAGAAACAACAGAGGACCCAUUCUUUAAAAGUACACAGUCUAAACUUGAAUAUCCAGGAUUUUUAAAUGUUCCCACAGUAAGGCCAUUUUCAGGAGAAAAUAAGUUAGAAACUGAAUCUGUUAAAAAUAUAUUUUUGCCAUUUCAUGAGGAUAGAGUAACUGAGCCUGUAAAGUUUGAAAGCAAAUAUAUAAGCUCUUCGGUUACAGGUACAGAAGGAGAAAAUUAUUUUGGACAAGAGGUUUUCCCUACUGAGGAUAUUCCCAGGUCACUCCUGACACCUAAAGAAGACAAGCUAACAAAUAAUGAGAUCACUAAUGACCUGUUAAUUUCAGGAGAAGGAUCAGGAGGUGACCUUACUGUUAGUCCUUCUAUAGUGCCACUGGCUGUCAAAGACAUCACAAGUACUUUAAGUCCCCAAACUUUUCAUUCUGCAAAUGUGGGAUCCAAACUUUCAACUGACAUGACACAAGACUUUGAAACAGUUAGCACUGAAUCAAACACUGAAGUUAAGGAAGAAGUUACAAGUGCUGCAGAAGAAUUGAUUUUAGAAUCACCAAACUCAAUAACCACCAGUUCCCCAGCUUUAACCAAAGCGAGUUCCAAGAGCUUUGGCACUAAAGACGUGAAAGAAGUGAAACAGUAUUUUAUUGUGAGUGAAGAACCUCAUACUAAAGAAACUAACUAUAAGAGAGAAGCAAAUGAAACAUAUAGGACAACGACUACUUCCAGAGCUGUUUCUCAAGAGGAAAUUCAACAUUUGCUUAUUAGAGAUAGUGUAACUCCCCCUUCUGUAGUAAUCAGUGGAACUCCUAGUCUUGAAAUAGAAGAAUCACUCAUAACAUCAACAUUAAAAAGACCAAGCAGACUAUUACCUGAAAGCUCUGGAGAAGGAUCUGGUUGGGUUGAUGUUUCAGUUUCAUCUUCCCCGGAUACAUUUACCCACUUGUCAACUCCCCCCAUGGCAAAAGUAGAACUAAAUCCUUUAUCUAGUGUUCCUGCAGAAGUUUAUUCUGAAGUUACAGCAACAGAGGCAUCAAUAUCACAGAUUGCGAUCACUGGAUUAUCAUUCUUCUCCACAGAAGAAAAAGAGACAGUGACAAAUCUGACUUCUGUUCAGUCAAGGACAGCUACAUCAGAAGAAGUAACAAGUGAUAAUGGUAUAUAUGAGAAGAACAUUCCAGUGUUUGAUGAUAAAAGAUAUGUACAGAAUGUUUCAGUUUAUGGUGAUAUUACACUAAUUGAAGAUCGACUUGAAAUCAUCCCAGAAAAAUCAAAAAUUAUAGACAUGGAUCACUCCACAUCAAUGCCUGAAGAUAUAAUAAGCGUGCAGACAGUGGCAAACCGUGCCAUACAACCAACAUAUAGCAGUGAUGUUAACAUGAAAGUUGAAAUGGAGAAAUAUGAUUCAACAUCUAAUUUUGACUUACACAAAGAAAAGUCACUUGAGUCUGGUGAUAAUCUUUCCUUGACUACUUCCAGUCAGCCAAUAAAUAGUGAAUCGACAAUAGCUGAGCACAGACUAAAAUCAAAUGACAAGGAUGUGGGUUCAGGCGAUGCCAUGGAGUUUACAACAGAAACUUUCAGCACUACUGAACUCUCUAAACUAGACGUUUUCCUUCCAACUGUACCAUCACUAGCAAGCCCUCAUGUACCUCAUGAAUCUAAAGUCACUGAAUUUGUGACUAAACAUGUCACACUGGCAAGCACAAUGGAAGACACUUAUGAGCUGAAUAUUUCAGCAAACAACCAAGUAAUAGCAGAUCAAAGUGAAACCAUUUCCAUCUCUGGUAUUUCUGGAAUGGGCCAAAAAGAACUAGAUCAUAAGAAACCUGUGGUUCCUUCCCUUAGACCAGAUUUGAUUACGGAGACAGAACAAACUUUGACAACCAACAUGUUUGAUGUAAGUAUUGCCACCACACAGCAUACCUCCCCCUACAUAACGGUGUCAUCUAGCAAGGAUGAAGAAGAGCCCUCUACAGUUUAUAUAGCCACAGAAAAAACAUCAACAGAAUCAGAAGAAACAGAUUUUUAUUCGGUACCUCAAACUCCUAAAUCCUCAGUAACUGUUCAGUUAGUUAAUGGAGUAUCUGAAUAUCCCGAAGUUGUCAUUCCAAGUACUUUGUCAUCAGAGGAUUCAGAUCAGUCCAACUAUUCAUCAGAACAAACCUUCAAAGAGGUUAAUUCUGAUAUUGCAGCAACAUAUAAACCACUUAUUACAGAAUUUUCUGAAAAAACAAAGUCUCUACCACAGUUUUCUCCUGAACCUGAAUCAGAAAGCACAACUACAGAAAGUAUUCCUCAUUUUAGUAGAUUUGUAACAGACAAGAGAGAGGAGACAGAGACUUCUGUAACUGAUCUGGUUGUUAUGGAAGAAACUACUGUUUCUGGAGAUUCUCCAUCAAUACCUGUCUUCCCUACUGCUUUUUUGAGUUUUAGAGAAACAAAAGCGCAAAGCACAGUUGUUCCCAAAGUUAGCACAACUGAAGUUGAAACUUCUUCAGGGAGAGUGAAAGAUCCUAGUCAAGAAGAUGACAGCAGUAACAAGAAAGAAAUUCCAUGGCUUUUUUCCACACCUGUUUUGGUUUCUCCUGAUAGUGUUGGAGGUAGAGGAUUUACAUCUGAAUGGGAGGCAGUUACAAUGUUAACUUCAUCUUCAAAACCUCUGCAAAGAAGCAUGGAAACAAAAUCAGCUUUCUUUGUGCAAGAGGAUAGCACAACAAUUUCUUCUAACAUUGCAACAACCAACAGAGCCCCUGGAAAGAGUCCUUAUCAAAAUAAACAGACAACAAUAAGUUCUGAGGAGUUAAACAAUGCUGAACUUGUAACUUCAUCAUUUUCCCUUCCUGAAGUCACUAAUGGAUCAGAUUUCCAGAUUGGCAGCAGUGUGGGUUCAGUUGAAGGCACAGCAGUGCAAAUACCAGGCCAAGAUCCAUGCAAAAGCAAUCCCUGCCUAAAUGGUGGUACCUGCUAUCCGCGUGGUUCAUUUUACAUCUGUACAUGUUUGCCGGGUUUCAGUGGGGAGCAAUGUGAAUUAGAUAUUGAUGAAUGCCAGUCUAACCCAUGCCGGAAUGGAGCAACAUGUAUAGACGGCCUCAAUACAUUUACUUGUGUCUGUCUGCCAAGCUACAUAGGUACUCUCUGUGAACAAGACACAGAGACAUGUGAUUAUGGCUGGCACAAGUUCCAGGGACAGUGCUACAAAUACUUUGCCCAUCGUCGUACAUGGGAUACAGCUGAACGAGAAUGCCGUCUUCAGGGAGCGCACCUGACAAGCAUCUUGUCCCACGAAGAGCAGAUCUUUGUGAACCGUAUUGGGCAUGACUACCAGUGGAUUGGCCUCAAUGACAAGAUGUUUGAGCGUGAUUUCCGCUGGACUGAUGGUAGCCCGCUGCAAUAUGAGAACUGGCGACCAAACCAGCCAGACAGCUUCUUUUCUUCUGGAGAAGACUGUGUUGUUAUAAUAUGGCAUGAGAAUGGGCAGUGGAAUGAUGUACCAUGCAAUUAUCACCUUACCUAUACCUGCAAGAAAGGAACAGUUGCCUGUGGUCAGCCUCCUGUUGUGGAAAAUGCCAAGACCUUUGGAAAGAUGAAACCUCGUUAUGAGAUCAACUCCCUUAUUAGAUAUCACUGCAAAGAUGGUUUCAUCCAGCGUCAUAUUCCAACUAUCCGGUGUCAAGGGAAUGGAAGAUGGGAUAUGCCUAAAAUUACUUGCAUGAAUCCGUCCACAUACCAAAGGACUUACUCGAAGAAAUAUUACUAUAAACAUUCUUCAUCAGGAAAAGGAACACCAUUAAAUUCAUCAAAACACUAUCAUCGCUGGAUCAGGACGUGGCAGGACUCAAGGCGCUGAAUGUUAGGUGGUGAAUAGGGAUUUCCACCAUUUCAGCCAAAGUCCUAACUUUCUGUGCCUUUUCUAUCACUUAUGGGGGUAUUAUCAAAUUGUUUUGAAACUACAGACUCCGGUAUUCACAGUGCAUUUUGCAAAAACAUGGCAUUUAUCAGAAAAUUCAAAUAAAAAAAUUAAAAAAAUAUUUAGCGGAGUACUUGUGGAGAGGAGAGGAGAGGAAACCAUUUCCAGCCUAUACGGACUAUUAGUUUUCUAUAUGCCAGCUGUGUGGACAAUUUUAUGAUGUACACCAGCCUACUGCAAUAUUUAAACAGCGCAAUUUUAGCACCAAUGAAAAUGUAAAUAAGAUGAUUUUAAUUGUUCAGUUGUGUGUUUUUAAAAUCCUGUAUAUAAAAUGAAAAGUCACACUAAGUUCAGGCAUAUUUAAGGUUAGAAUGGCCUCAGAGGUCUUCAGUCAUUUAUGACAUUGUUUCUGUGUCAUUCACCUAGGCUGGAAAUGGUUGAAAAAACUUCAUUGACUGAGAUUUGCUGUUACCAGAUCAACAUAAAUACACAAAUUACAUUACUUUUUUUUUUUUUUUUUUUAAAGGGGAUCUGUGCCGUUUACAAUCCAGGGUACAAUUUGUGUCUAUUUGAUACAAAGUUUAGACACAGCACAUAAAGUGGGGAUGAAACAUGAACUAGGGACUGCAAUGUGGAACUUUUUUCUGCUCUCCAUUGCAGCUUCAUCAUUCAUGAAAAAGGAGUGCAUGGAGGACUUGUAUAUGACAAGGAGGGCCUGUAAAAAUCCAAGUGCUAAUACAUAAACUUUAUCAACCAGGGCCACUUUUUUGAAAAAAAAUAAAAGAAAAAAAAACAACUACUUUCACAACAUUAACCACAAGGUCUAAAUUACAGGUCUCUGCAUUCUAAAAUGGAGCUAGACCUAGUGCUUGAGGAUUUUUUUUUGUAAAAAACAAGCAAAAAUCAAAAAAGUAAAUAAUUUUGUAUAUAUAACCAUUUUUUAAUCUUUUUAUAAAGUAAUGAAUGUUUGUGUAUGAAUGCUGCAGCUGUGAAGCGUACAUAAAUAAAUGAAGUAAGCCA
This is a messenger RNA of Tinamus guttatus (white-throated tinamou), 7563 nucleotides long. Lineage: Eukaryota; Metazoa; Chordata; Aves; Tinamiformes; Tinamidae. The record is from RefSeq and is a predicted model, not a curated record.